This is a messenger RNA of Helicoverpa zea (corn earworm), 1218 nucleotides long. RefSeq lists its product as uncharacterized. Bases 1 to 1218 code for a protein of 405 amino acids. The record is from RefSeq and is a predicted model, not a curated record. The transcript has 3 exons. Lineage: Eukaryota; Metazoa; Arthropoda; Insecta; Lepidoptera; Noctuidae.
AUGUUUUUUGUGUUUUCCUUUAUAUUGUAUACAGUUUAUAUUUGCGAGACAAAUAACUUCGUUUUGAAAAAAGACGAUUUAUUGAAUAGUGAACAAGAUGACAAGAAUCUUUUCUUACAAGAUCUACAAUAUACUAACACAUCUGGUUCCACGACUCGCAAAUCGAUGUUUCACACAGUGAAGAAGUUCACAAAAACUCAAAGUCCAAAUCCAAAAUCGAGAACGUUAGACAAAAGACUGUCUGAUGAAAUUCUUAUAAAGCGCCAUAUUCAAGAAAAGGAUCUUCCUAGUUCAUCAGUUUUCAAAAUGACCAAAAGUGUUCCAUCUUCGACACCAGAAUUCGAUCAGAAAUGGCCAGUAGUAGAACUUCUUUCUGAGCCCGAUGAUUUUAAGCAGUAUUUCAACGAAUUUGAAAACAAACAAUUCCAUUUUUUCCACGAUGCUGAAUCUAAAUCCAAGAAAACAGAAUUUCAGCAAAAUAAUAAUUCAAAAGAUAAAGCUAUUGGUUUAAGAAGCUUACCUGGCAUACACUGUGAAGAUGGUGACCAAUGUGUUUGCAAUCUUCCGACUAAGACCGGCACUCCAAAAACAACGACCUCGAAGUCGACAAUGUCUUUUCCUAACGGCUUGGGUUUUGGUAUAGGUUUACCCCCGAUAGGCAUUCCAAUGGGUGUUCCAAUGGGUUUUCCGAUGGGAGUACCGCCUGGGUACCCAGCGGGUAUACCAGCAGCUAUUCCAGCGGCUAUUCCAGCUGGUAUUCAAAUAGGUGUUGCCCCGAGUCUUGUACCUUGCCCUGCAGGCAUUCCACAUCCUUACUAUCCACCAUCUGUUACUAACGAAGAAUCAAAAACCAAGAAACCAUGCCAUAAGAAGCAUCUCCGCCAAAACAAAUUACAAUUAGAAGAUAACUUAUAUUAUGAAGAAGACGAAGAACCUCUAAGAAUUGAUAUGUACGAGGAAUACGAAAUGGAUAUGAAGAGCAGAAAGCAUAAAAAGCAACACAGAGAUGACUACUAUGCUUUUGAAGAAAAACUCAACAGAAAGCCUUACCAGAAAGUUAUGUCUUUAAAUAAACCAAAAGACUUGAGAGAUGGUUGCAACGGUCUAGAUAAAAAAUAUGACGACACAGUUAUUAAAAACUGUUAUUGCUGUUCGGCACUUUUUCAUAGUGUUAAUAAAGUAGUAUUAAUUUUGUUAAUAUUUGUAACUUUUUGUUAA